Pseudophryne corroboree (corroboree frog) is the source of this 3975-nucleotide messenger RNA. It is a transcript of the gene LMOD2, whose product is annotated as leiomodin 2. Bases 138 to 1898 code for a protein of 586 amino acids. Gene Ontology annotation, cellular component: cytoskeleton; myofibril; striated muscle thin filament. The transcript is spliced from 3 exons. The record is from RefSeq and is a predicted model, not a curated record. Gene Ontology annotation, biological process: actin filament organization; muscle contraction; myofibril assembly. NCBI's taxonomy places the organism in Eukaryota, Metazoa, Chordata, Amphibia, Anura, Myobatrachidae. Gene Ontology annotation, molecular function: tropomyosin binding; actin binding.
UCUUCUCAUCUCACUUGUCAGUUGCUGCUCAGACAGAUACACAGCAAACAGCUCAUCUGUUUUCUUUUCUCUGUUUAUAACUGUUCGCUGUUUGCCUUAAUUGUUUUUUUGUCACUGGUGAAGCACCCAAGGGGACCAUGUCUGCCUUUGGAUACAGGAGAGAGAUCAGUAAAUAUGAAGAUAUUGAUGAAGAUGAGCUACUGGCUUCACUCUCACCAGAAGAGCUCCAGGAAUUGGAGAGAGAAUUGGAGGACAUUGAACCUAAUCACAAUCUGCCAGUUGGAAUGAGGCAAAAAAGUUUGACCGAAAAAUCUCCAACAGUCAAUUUCAGCAGAGAAGCCCUAAUGGCUUAUUGGGAAAAAGAGACCAAAAAGCUGAUGGAGAAGGAAAUUGGCUCAUGUGUUGAGAAUGCCAGGGAGGAGGAAGAAGAGGAAAGUGAAGAGGAUGAUUUUGUUGGGAGCAACAGUGAGAUAUCUGAGGAAAUAUAUACAGAAGAAGAUGAAGAAGAGGAGGAGGAGGACACUGAAGGAGGAGAAGCAAAGGAGGCGAAGGAUACUGAAAGAGAAGAUGAAGAGAAGGACAUUGAAAUAGAAGAAGAAGAAGAAGAAGAAGAAGAUGAAGAGAGGGACAGUGAAGGAGAAAAAGAAGUUGAGAGUGAAACAGAAAAUGUAAAAGAAGAGGUUAUGUGUACCAAAAACAAAGAGCGUCAAGCCAUAAAAAUAACCCUUCAGACACCUACUAUAAAAUGUAACAGUGUUACUGUUGAUAAUCCCACCUGCAAUGGCUUCACUAUAAGCAGUGGCAAAUAUAGCAAGCAAGCAGAUGAGUCAUUAAACCAUAAGGCACCUACAAACCUUGCCUUCUCAAAUCCAACGGUCAUUGAGGACGCUCUUGAAAGUAUCAAAAUAAAUGAUCCAGAGACUUAUGAAGUUAACCUAAAUAAUAUGGAGAAUGCUACAGGUGAUACAUUGAUGGAAUUCACAGAGGCUCUGAAAAAUAACACUAAUGUUAGAGUAUUUAGUUUAGCAAACACUCAUGCUGAUGACAACGUUGCAAUAGCUAUUUCUAAUAUGUUGAGAAUUAAUAGAAGUAUUACAUGUCUAAACAUAGAAUCAAACUUUAUAACAGGGAAGGGGAUAUUAGCUAUCAUGAGAGCUCUUCAGUAUUCCAACAGUGUACUGACUGAACUAAGGUUUCAUAAUCAAAGACACAUCAUGGGAAGUCAGGUAGAAAUGGAAAUAGUGAAAUUACUGAAAGACAACACAAGUAUUGUCAAGUUAGGUUAUCACUUUGAGCUUCCAGGACCACGUAUGUCCAUGACAAGCAUCCUUACUAGAAAUAUGGAUAAGCAGAGACAGAAGAGAAUGCAGGAACAAAAGGAAUCUGGUUAUGAUCCAACAUUAAAUCUGAGGGCCAAGACCUUGCAGAAAGGAACUCCAGGGUCCUCUCCAUAUCCUUCACCUAGAAGUUCACCAUGGUCAUCUCCAAAAGUUACUAGAAAAGUACAGCCUGUAGCCACCUUACCUCCUCCUCCUCCACCACCACCACCUCCACCUCCACCACCUCCUCCACCAUCUGCCCCUCCACUUCUUUCACUAAUUCAGGAAAAAAAGGUUCCAACACGGAAUAUUGCUGAAGUUAUUAAACAACAUGAGAGAUGUGCAAAAAAAAUACAAAAUGGACAGAGUAAGACAAAAGGAAAAAGAAGUAAAAAAGAACAAAAUAACAUAUUGAAAGAAAUAAAAAAUUCAUUAAGAUCAAUUUCAGACAAAAACGUGGAUGAGGGUUCGAGACCAUCUACACCACUAAGAUCUGCUCAUGAUGAUCUUAUGGAAGCUAUCAGAGGCAGCAGUUUAAAGCAUUUGAAGAAGGUGGAAGUCCCAAAAUCACUCCGAUAAUUCCGACAUCUGUAGAAAAGUUGGGGAAAAAGCGUUUCUAAGUUACAGUACAGUACCUGCAGUUUAGGAAAUAUUUUAAGUUAGCAAAGUGCACUCCUGCAUUUGAAACAUACGUUUUACUCAUUUUAUGCAACUAUGAAGAGAAAAACAUUAUAUGUAAAUACUGAAUAACUUUUCUUUUUUUAAAUAUUUCAUUUUUUUGUUAUUGUAGAAUAAAUGUAUAUUUAUCUAUGCUGGAACAUGAUCACGAGCCUUGUGUUUUGCACUAAAAUGUUUUCUUUCUUUUGCUUGUUUUUUUAAAAGAAUAUCUAAUAAUAAAAAUUGUAUCCUUCCAUGGGAAUAUUAUUUUCUAAACAAGAAGCACUGAUGAAUAAUAAAUGUACAUUAAUUAUAAAUGAAAGGAACCACAACAUGUUAUUAGCAUUUAGUUGAAUGUGUAACAUGAAGCAAAUUAGUGUUUUAUGUACUUUGAUUUUGCCACUGAUUUCUAAAAUAUAAAAUAGUUGUAGACAUUCUAGCUGUUUUGUGCUACGUUGUGGUGGUACAAAUUGAAAACAUUAAUUACAUUUCCUUCCACAGUAGCAGAAAAGGUUAAACGGUGAACGUUUUUUGUACAUUUAUUUAUUUCCCUGAAGUGCCUGGACCUGUAUAUGUCACUUGUUGUGUAUGGAUUAGUUUAUGGUGGAGGCUGAACGUAUCCUCCCAGACACUGGGGGUCAUUCCGAGUUGAUCGUAGCUGUGCUAAAUUUAGCACAGCUACGAUCAUCUUCCCUGACAUGCGGGGGGACGCCCAGCUCAGGGCUAGUCCGCCCUGCGUGUCAGUGCCGGGAGUUGUUCGUCGCUGCCGCUGGCCCCAGCGGUUGCGUGAGACGUCACGCAGCCCCCACGGCCCCCCCCCCCAACGGUCCAGCCACGCCUGUGUUGGCCGGACCGCGCCCCCUAAAUGGCGGCUUAAUGCUGCCAUCCCGCCCCCUCCCACCCAGCGACCGCCUCUGUCUCAGAGGCGAUCGCUAGGCAACGAUGACUGCCAUGCGCCGUCGCACUGCGGCGCCGGCACAAGCGCAGUGCCAACCCGAUCGCUGCGCUGCGACAAACUGCAGUGAGCGAUCGGGUCGGAAUGACCCCCACAGUACGGGUUGAUUGGCUGCUAAUGAGCGCACCUACUGACUUUCUUUCACUUGUUUUCCUUUGUUACAUUUCCGUCCAUUGCCUGAAAUAUUACUGCUUGAUAACUCAUUAUAGAUAAAACAUUUACCUGCCACUAGUAGUGUUAUCAGUGUACAGUAUACAUUCUGGGUAAUAGUUUCAUUUGUGGUGAGUAACUAACACUCUGUGGUUCUAUAUUACAUCGGUAACUUAAUGAUAGACCCUGUCCUGUCAUUUGCGUUUUGUCUCUAUUGGAGUAAGUUUUGCAUUCUCUGCAAAAGCUUUUUUUUCUGCCAAUAAAUCCUAUUUAAUAAAAGACUAAAGGCCCAUACACACUUGCUGAUAAAAUGAGCAACGUCGCUCAUUUUCCCCCUCCCUAAGCAACGUCGCUCAUUUUAUUGGCAAGUGUGUAUGCCGCCAGCGACGACCGAUGCGCGGCCCCACGGGUCGGCAAUGAUCGUUGCUGUUGGUAGUGCAUGCAUGCAGGAUCUGGACUGUCGUCCAGGACCUGCAUGCAUGGCUGGCGGAGGCGUGAUAUCACUGAGCGAUAUGAGCAGUCAUAUCGCUCAGUGUGUACAGUCGGCCGCCGACCGGCCGGCCCGGGAGGUGAAACAUUAGACGACGUCGCUCAUAGAGCGAUAUCGUCUAAUGUGUACGGACCUUUACGCUGCUCCUCACAUCUGGGGGGAAAAUGCAAGUGUUUUGUGCGCCACCGGUGCCUGACAGAGCAAUUCAAGUGUUGCCCUGUUCAGGCGUGCACAGCCGCCAGCGAUGAGGUUACUGUUAUAUUGUUCCAUCACUUUGACAGGCUGGGAAAUAGUAUAAAUAUAAAAAGACAGCUUCAAAAAGCACUCUGCAGCUAACCACUGCACUUACAGAAACAGCCGUCAUUUCCAAUAAAUAGUAACAAUAAAAAAUGCUGUUUAGUUGC